CCGUUUAAUUAAAAGACGUGGCCAAUGCACUCCUCUUUACGAUUAUUGUAAUUCAUAUUGAUCAAUUAAGGCAGAAGUUCUGCACCUACUUUUUUGUUAAAGUGGGCUAUUGUUGUCACUGGUCGGAGCAAGUACCAAUACUAAAAUGACGUGCUCAAUUUAUAAAAAAAAGUUUUCUUACCUUCAAAAAUUCGUUGUACUUGUUGUGGACAUAUGUGACAAGGGCACAAAGGCGGGUCUAAAAGUAAUUAACGAAGGGAAUGAGCAAAGAACUGGGCUGGAAUACUGUCAACCAGUGGAUGGAGAACAAAAAACUAAGAUUUGUCCCCGACAAAACGAAGGUGGCCCUCCUAACGGUACGGGGGAGCUAAGAAGUGGUCACCAUGGACAUACUAGGACAGACACAAUAACACUUCUUAAGUCGAAGAUUUGAUCGUUGUUGUAUGCACUUAGCGUUUUGUAUUUUUUAUCAUACUUAGUGUCUUACAAUUUGCCUAACCACAGGGGUAUGUCAUCACAAGUUGAAGGAAAGAGAAGAAUAUGCGAACAGCACAAUUCAUAAUGAUGAUGGGAUCAUUAAGAAAUUGGAGGAAUUGUUCUACUGGCACAACAUACCGGAGAGUAGCUCCAGGAGACUAUUAUCGAAGGCACGGAGAUACAGAAUACCACGACUACCUCGUCAGUGGGCUCUCGGGCCCGAUGAACUACCGCUGGCGACAGCAGCUGGGAAUUUCAAGGUGCAUUCAAACUAGUGAUGGAUACCCGUAAAGAAUAAAAAAGGCGCCCAUUGUUGUCAUUCCCAAGAAGGAGUAGGGGAAAGUCAGAUGAUGCCCGCCAUCUGUCAGGUCUGGUUGAACUUUCCUCGCAAGUUGGUUUCGUGAAAGGUAAAGACACGAAGGAUACCCUGAAAAAAAUCCAUUCUUUGGUCAUGAACGCUCACAGGAGGUAACCGUCUUGACCUCUCUGGGCAUGCGAAACGCACCUCCAGAGUCAUCCUAAGAGCCUGCAGGAUCAAGAAGUGCCCUGCGUCGGACGCUGUGACAUCUGUAGGAAAAGGAUGAAUGCCAAGUGAAUUUGUAGGGGCGAAAACGUAUUCGGCGCUGGUAGCGGGUACUGUCCCAGAACAGUUGACCUACCAGGAGUGAAAUUAGACAAGAACCAUAUAGAACCGCGAACCGCUAUAGUGUAUAAAGCGCUGUGUAGAAUUACGGUGGCCCUCAAGAGGGCGAGGGAGCACCCACCCUAGUUCUAUAUGUAAUAGGCAUUCCUCCUUUGGGACUCCUGGUAAGGAGAGAGGGACAGGAAGAACCAGGGGGGAUCGUGGACAAAAACCCUCGUUCCAGAUCUGAGUCUAUGGGUCUGAAAGAGGUUUCUCACCGGUCAUGGAGAGGUGGGCGAGUAUCUACACUGGAUAAACAGGGGGGUCACCGACUACGGAGGAAAGGAUAAGCUCGCGCAACGGUAGCGUUUGGUGCUCAGGGUCGAUGAAUGUAUCAACCCGCAGACCAUCGUGCUUCUGAUGCUCAAAAGUGAGAUGUGGACGCGACCAGCAAGAUGGUGAGCCUCCAGCACAAUGCGCUUAAUUAUACAGUCGGUAGCAGGAAACCGCCGUACGUUAUUGUACAAUAUCCUUAAUUUAGUUUAUGGGCUUGUUACAAUUUUUAUUGCCGUGUUAUCCAAUUCAUCACUAGGUACCUCAAUUUUAAUGGUGGUUGUGGCCUUGCAUGUGCGUUACUGUGUAAAUCGUUUUUAAUUCGAAGUACAAGUAGCUGUUACAUAGUGAAAUAUUUAUAGGUUUACAGAAACUUAACGCCCACUACAGGCAAAAAAUGAAAAUUUUCUGAAAGAGAGCUGCAUUGUGUGUUGCCUAUGAUUGUCCUCAAUAUUUUGGAAUAACUACAAAUAGACGGUCUUGCAGCAACUUUAGUAUCAUAAGUGACGGUGAUUUUUUUCCUCUAAUUGCCACCAAAGCGGUUCAGCGCUUUUUAGCCCUUGUUCAAAAGGCUUUUGACAAAUUCCUAGAACCAACUGUAAACUGUAUGGUCCAUGGGAGGCGCUUCAAGCAUUUUCCAGUAGCGAAGAUAAAGACCUAUCUUCUGCUUCGGAAAACCGCCGGUUGCCGCACAGGACGCGAUAGCAACCACCGAAUAGUCAAAUCCGCCGCCACCGCUCGAACCAAUGGAAGAGACCGCAGAACCUGAUUUAGCCUCGCAGGUUGCUGAAGAACAAGAUGGCUUCCAACCUGCGAAAUCAAGCAAGAAAAAGAAGAAGCCGCUCAUCCCCGUCUACGAUUCCCUAGACCUUUGGUGGCGAAACCAGCGAGUUAAGACCGAACCCAGCUCCUCAAAGCGAGGCUGGAACCGGUAAAGGAACCAUGAAACGUAAGAGCGACACCCAACCAAAGUUAAAGGCGGCGCCGGAACCUGGUAGCGAGACCGGUAACCGUAUACGAACAGAGGCGAUGGAACCCGUGUGUGUCCGAGAUGAGGCGUACGUCUUGGCCCGCCUUCCGAAGUCGUCUCGAAGAAACGAUGACGGAGCGGGCGGCCGGCGAAUUUGGCACGAAGUUCCGGGUUGGAUCCAAGACCUGAUCCUGGAGAAGAGCCGAUCCAGAGUGCGCUUCCAACAUUCGUGGGAUCCGUACGUUACACCGAGUCCAGUUCCGAGGAUUUCAAGAAAAGGUCAUCGGCCACUUCAGAAAAGAGUCUUGGGAAAACCUCCUGCGAUCCUUGAGCGAGGAUUGAUCCCUCUGGAAAAUGGUCUUCGCGGAGUAUCUGCACCGUACGAAAACGCGGAACUUGACUUUAUCGACGCCGUCAACCGAAUGGCCAGGAGAUCCCCACGACAAAACGAAGAAGCGAUGCGGGCCACGACCGAAGAAGUAUUCUCCGACGCCUCCAAGAGGACAUCAACACCGUGGUACCCCGAUGUCAAAGUUCAUCGCUGUUUCUUCCCCUUUAAAAUUCAGAAAGGACAUAACAUCUAUCAGAAAGGGGUUCGACGAUUUCCAGUAAAUUUUGGCCUGUAAAUACAAUACGAAAAU
Molecule: messenger RNA, 3043 nt
Organism: Photinus pyralis (common eastern firefly)
Lineage: Eukaryota; Metazoa; Arthropoda; Insecta; Coleoptera; Lampyridae
Exons: 2
Coding region: 2375-3028 (217 amino acids)
Source: RefSeq, a predicted model, not a curated record